This is a messenger RNA of Oncorhynchus gorbuscha (pink salmon), 3264 nucleotides long. Its product is annotated as E3 ubiquitin-protein ligase XIAP-like. The transcript is spliced from 8 exons. Lineage: Eukaryota; Metazoa; Chordata; Actinopteri; Salmoniformes; Salmonidae. The record is from RefSeq and is a predicted model, not a curated record. Bases 205 to 1608 code for a protein of 467 amino acids.
UGGGCUGCGCCUGUAAUGGUGCGCAGAACAACACCAACGCUGAACUUACUUCCCGAAACCAGGGUCAAAUAGUCUGGUCAAAAAUACUGGUGAUCUGUCUUAUUUGGAAAGGAGACAGGCAUCAUCCAAGACCUUACAGACACAAGUUGACAUCCAAGCUUUUCCAAGUCCAUCCAUCUCAGGCAGCCCUGUCCCUGUGUCGUGAUGUCAGGCCCCGGGAGAGACAGUGAUCUGGAGUCGGACCACGCAGUAGACUGGUCCAUGAUGGACAUGCGGCUGGACUCGUUCCGGGGUUCCCCCCUGGCCCAGCAGGUGUCAGCGGAAAGGCUGGCCCGUGCUGGGUUUUACUUCACAGGACAGGCUGACAAGGUGCGCUGUUUCAGCUGCCACAAAACUGUAGAGAACUGGUGUGGAGGGGACACACCCGCGGAGAGGCACGCGGAGGUCUCCCCUAACUGUAAGUUCCUGAGCUGCACCCAUCGUUCCAGGGUCAACUCUCUUCAAGGUGCCAUGCUGACCAACGAACCCCACUACAACGAAGACGCCGAGGACAUGGAGUUCCGCCUGAGAACGGGAGAGGUGGUGGAUGAGUCCACCUACCCCAUGGUCCCGCACAUGGUCAGCGAAGACUCCCGGUUCAACACCUUAGGCCCGUGGCCCUCCACAUCCCCGGUCCGGCCUAGAGAGCUGGCCCAGGCAGGGCUCUUCUAUCUGGGGGAGAGUGACCGGGUGCAGUGCUUCUGCUGUGGAGGGAUGCUGGGGGGCUGGGAGCCUGGGGACACGGCGUGGGGGGAGCACUCCAAACACUUCCCCUACUGUUUUUUCAUACUGGGGCAUGAUGUGGGGAACCUCCCCUCUCAGGCGGGGAGAGAGGAGGAGGUAGGGGAGACCAGGCCACGCCCGGGUCCUCGGGUCCCCAUGCAGAGCUUUGAGGAGAGGCUAGGCAGCUUUGCAGGAAUCCAGCACCCUAUUGACCACGAGAGGCUGGCCAGAGCAGGCUUCUACAACACAGGAGCUCCAGACCGUGUGGUGUGUUUCUGCUGUGGUGGAGGUCUGAAGGGCUGGCAGCCGGACGAGAAUCCCUGGGAGGAGCACGCCAAACACUAUCCGGGGUGUAAUUUUCUGCUGACAGAGAAAGGACAGGAGUUUGUCAGCAGUGUUCAGUUACAAGGUCCCGGCUGGAACACUGCUGCUUCAAGUCACCUGAAUGGAUGUUCAAGUCACGGAACAGAGGUGCUGAGGUCAGCCAUGGCCCAGAGGGCGGUAGAGAUGGGUCUGGAGCCUGCCCUGGUAGAGAGGACCAUACUGGAGAGGAUACGCAGAGCUGGGACAGGCUACUCCACCCUGGAGACUCUGCUGCAGGACUGCUUUAACAGAGGCCCUGACAGCGACGCAGAGACCGCAGAGAACCAUGAUGAGGAUCCCUUUGAGAAGCUACGGAAGCUGCAGAGGGAGAAACAGUGCAAAGUGUGUAUGGACAGAGACAUCUGCAUCGUCUUCAUCCCCUGUGGGCACCUGGUCGUCUGCAAGGAGUGUUCCGAGGCCCUCGACAAGUGUCCCAUCUGCUGUGCAGCCAUCACACAAAAGAUCAAGACAUACAUCUCCUAACAUGCAAUCUGGUGUCAGGGAUUGUCAUCUCCAGAGUAGGAGUGCUGACCUAGGAUCAGGUCCCGUCUCUUAAUCAUUAUGUUUUAAAAGGCAAAAGUGAGCCUAGAUCAGCAGUCUUAAUCUGAGAUGCUUAAUGAAUGCUGGCCCAGGAGGAUAACUCUUUUAAUUGGCAAUGCUGCUUUACCACCUCAGUGAUUUUAUAAACACAGGCUUUCCUACUACAAAAUGUACAUAUAGAAAUAUUAUAUUUGAGGAGGACCACUGUAAAUAUGAAUAAGAUAAUCAUGGAAAGUGUGGGGAUUUUAUUUUUCAAUGAUUGUUGUAUAGAUGACACUUCCUUGGUAUGUGACCUAUCAUUGAGGUUCACCCGAUAAUACCCAAGAGGCAAUGGGCCUCACUUUCCCAUAUUGGUAUGUGACCUAUCAUUGAGGUUCACCCGAUAAUACCCAAGAGGCAAUGGGCCUCACUUUCCCAUAUUGGUAUGUGACCUAUCAUUGAGGUUCACCCGAUAAUACCCAAGAGGCAAUGGGCCUCACUUUCCCAUAUUGGUAUGUGACCUAUCAUUGAGGUUCACCCGAUAAUACCCAAGAGGCAAUGGGCCUCACUUUCCCAUCUUGGUAUGUGACCUAUCAUUGAGGUUCACCCGAUAAUACCCAUGAGGCAAUGGGCCUCACUUUCCCAUAUUGGUAUGUGACGUAUCAUUGUGGUUCACCCGAUAAUACCCAAGAGGCAAUGGGCCUCACUUUCCCAUCUUGGUAUGUGACGUAUCAUUGUGGUUCACCCGAUAAUACCCAAGAGGCAAUGGGCCUCACUUUCCCAUCUUGGUAUGUGACGUAUCAUUGAGGUUCACCCGAUGAUACCCAAGAGGCAAUGGGCCUCACUUUCCCAUCUUGGUAUGAAGAUUCAAAGGUUGAGACUAUAUGGAGUACAACUAUGAACAGAAAUGACUUUACGCAGCAGGUUAGGUAAAGGUUAGGGUUAGAUAAAAUGCUACAGUUGUCCCUCACGUGAGUUGAACAUGCAUCUUUUUGUCCAUGGCUGUAUCCAUCUACCCACAGUUUUGAUACUUACAUUUGAGUAAUUUAGCAGAUGCUCUUAUCCACAAUAGUGAGUGCAUACAUUUUAAUUGAUAGGUCCGCUGUGCAGCAGCAUGAUCUACCAUUGCAGCUAUCAACAGUGCCUUUUCAAACAAUCUCAUUUACUUCUGUGUGUUUUCUUUAUUCAGACUAUAACAUUUCCAUGUUUUCUUCAUAUUUCUCUUAAAUUUAUGAAGUUGUUGACUGGGCUUUUGUUAUUGGUUUGCAAGUCAUGUGUUUGUAGUUAGUUUGCAAAGUACAUGUUUCUGAAGUAGAAGUUGUGAGAGUUCCCAAAAGUACUGUCUGUUCCUUGGGCCAACUAGUAUGCUUUCAGUGUGGGACUCUUUUUAUGAUUCAUUAUGUGUGCUCUUGUGUGAAUAAAUAGAUGAAUUGUAGACUUGGAUCAAUUUCCAUUAUUUAUAUAUAACGGCAUAACUGACAUAUCCACUUAAUUAGUUGAUUUAAUUCUAGAGAUCACGUCCAAAUAUUAUACCCCUUUUUAAAAUUGUGUUGUUCGGAAAUGAAUCUUUUCAAGUGCAACUCGUUUGACCAAGACUGGAAAAUAAAUGUUUAAAAAAUG